Messenger RNA from Pisolithus orientalis, 759 nucleotides. RefSeq lists its product as uncharacterized. Gene Ontology annotation, biological process: regulation of DNA-templated transcription; cellular response to starvation. Gene Ontology annotation, cellular component: nucleus. Gene Ontology annotation, molecular function: RNA polymerase II transcription regulatory region sequence-specific DNA binding; zinc ion binding; DNA-binding transcription factor activity, RNA polymerase II-specific. The coding region runs from base 1 to 759 and encodes 252 amino acids. The record is from RefSeq and is a predicted model, not a curated record. NCBI's taxonomy places the organism in Eukaryota, Fungi, Basidiomycota, Agaricomycetes, Boletales, Pisolithaceae. The transcript has 2 exons.
AUGUCCGUCCACCCCGUCGGUGGAUACUCGAGCCAAAUGCACGUAUAUCCUUUCACCCCCGGCCUCGCCCCACCUCAGCCGUCCCGCCCGAAACGCAGGCAAGUGAAGAACGCUUGUACAAACUGCCAGAAGGCCUGCAAGAAGUGCGACGACGCCCGUCCCUGCCUCCGCUGCGUCAAGUAUGGAAUCGCCGAGGAAUGCAUCGAUUCCCAACGCAAGGAGAGGAAAAAGGGCGUGAAACGGGGCCCCUACAAGAAGCGCGAUGGAAAAGGCAGCAACGUCGACCAAGUCGACGCGCCCGAAGAACCUGGCAUGUCCAUCCCACCUGGCGUGCCUGCCUCCUCGGCGUCCCCACCCAUGCCACCCUACAUGGCUGGCCCUAUGGGAUACGCUACGAGUUUCUACGGGCAAUUCCCGGCCCCACCUACUCCGAAACCGGGCGAGGCACCUGCUGCCUACUACCCCCAGUUCUACAUCACCCCCAUUCCUCCGCCACACAACGGCCACCCUGGGCAAGAUGUCGAACAGCAGGGAUAUGCACAGCUGGCUCAGUUCUACCCAGCUUUUCUGCCAUAUGCCCCUCAAGCAUAUGGCCCUUACAUGAUGCAUCCCCAUCGUCCGGAUGGGCAGAUGCCUCUCCCAGCCCCACAAUAUGCUCCAUUCCCUCAGCCCUAUGGCAAGCCCUCUUCCACCCCGGGCUCAGUUGACUCCGGGAACGUCAACGGUAGGAGUGAGCACGGUCAGGGGGAUCAGAACUAG